Messenger RNA from Cherax quadricarinatus, 2433 nucleotides. Lineage: Eukaryota; Metazoa; Arthropoda; Malacostraca; Decapoda; Parastacidae. The record is from RefSeq and is a predicted model, not a curated record.
AUGUUGGCCCGGGUGGCCCCCAAACUUCGGCUGAGACGACGAGCUGAACACGAAGACGAGGGUCAGGCCGCCCUCUCGAAAUAUUCUACAUCUGGUCUACCUAGAAGGGACGUGCAACCUCUUAGAAACCUGACUAUCAACAAAGAUGUCUUCUUUACCACUGCAGAAAAGGAAGAACGAGAAGGAAUUCUCAACACUAGCGAUACAAUUAUAAAAUAUACAGCAUCCCAAGUCAACAAGUCUAUAUGGCUUAAGACUCAUAAGACUUACAUUCAUCACCAGCCUCUCACCUCAGACAGGCAACGCCCUUCACCGAAUGGAAGGUCUCGUUGGCGCUAUCGACAUGUUCUUCGACACGCUGUCGACACCGACCUCCCUGUGUUCCAGGAUGAGUCCCAAAAAUCUGGUAGACCGAUAAGUGAAUUCAAAACCUUCACAGCAGAGCCUACUCUCAAGUUUACUUUUGAGAUCAAGUGUUGCCUGAGUAAGGGUUAUGUUGGUCAGACUGAGAUGGGGACAGAUAGCAUGAUCCAGGUGACCUGCCAGCAGGGGUCGCGGGAGCCGGAGGUGGCCAUCCGGCUGACAUCGACCAGCUGCCGUGUGCAUAACGAGGUUCGCUAUAGCUUCACAGCAAACACCUACCAGCGAGUGUGGGCAGACGACCUGGUACUCGACCUGCUCACGCUGCCCUCCAGAACCAUCCACAGAGACCUGUACGAGCAGUACUUCCAGUCCAGCAAACCAUCGCCACAAGCACUUCAGCAUGGCCAUCCGGAGGGAAAAUGCUUGCUGUUUACUUGGCUCACAACCAGCUUCAGAGGCGCUGGAGUAGAAAAGGACAGAAGUGACAUUGAAUUACAGGCCUGUGUCACUAAUAUGAAUGAUGAGUGUGCGGAGGAGGCUGCGCGGUUGCUGGAGGAGGUGUAUGUUGAGAUGGUGGGUAAGGAGGAGCUGGCUCGUCUUGAUUCCCAACCCAACCCCUUCAGCUUCAGUGAGCGUGUCUCCCAGACUAUCAGGUUCAACUCCAGAAACCUGGAGAUGCAGACAGAGCCUCCGCCCAGCACAGCCUUCACAAUGAACGUGGGUCCUGCUCUCAUUUACGACUCCUACCAGAAGAACUACCUCAAGAUCCUGGAGCGGGAAAGAGAAAGAGAAAGAGAGAAGGAACGAGAGAGAGAAAUGGAGAGGGAGAGAGAAAGAGAGAGAGCAAAUGGCAAAGGAAAAAAGGUGCUUGCUUGGGACCCACUAAUUGUGGCGGCGGAGCCGUGCAAAGUGACGGGAGAGGGGUGGCGUGCCUUGGCGUCGGGGCUCGUUCUCGCGGCCAAAGUUGUGGAGAGGAUGGUCAACCAAAACAUCUACGACGACGUCUCUCAAGACUUUCGUUACUGGGAGGACGGCAGCGACGAGUACCGACCGCUUGAAGGGUCUUUACUGCCGCUAUGGAAGUUCCACCAUGAUAAAUCUCGCGGUCUCGUGGUCUCGCACGUCCGCUGGAGUCCCGUCUACUCUGACCUCUUCGCCGCCGCAUACACAUCUGGAGACUUAGGCGGCGAUGAUGGGACCGGGAUGCUCUGUGUAUACACUCUCAAGAACCCCUCCACGCCAGAGAGAGUCUUCCGCGCUCCAUGCGGUGUCACCUGCGUCUGCUUUCAUCCCCAGCACGGGAGUGUGGUAGCAGCUGGCUGGAGUGACGGAACAGUGGUCAUGUACGACAUUCGCUCAUCCACGUCUCCCGUAGCUAUCUCCUCCUCAGCCACGGCUGGGAAGCAUCUUCUCCCAGUCAUUCAGGUAGAGUGGGUGAGAACGCAGCCUGGCGAGGAGUUGUGCAUGUACUCAGUAGCACUGGACGGGCGGCUGACAGAAUGGCAAGUGAGAGCUUCAAGUCUGGUACACAGCGACGUCCUUCACUUCAUGGCCUACGAGAACUCCUCCAAGCCCUCCAUCAGAGAAAAGAUGCUACUAGAAGGAAUAAGUACCUGUGUAGCCUUCAGGCCGGACAACGAGGAAGUAGUGUUGGUGGGUGUUGACUCCGGGGCAGUGUUCCAGUGCUCCACUCACUCCACCGUACACGCCCUCACCCGCUACCCCGCCCACACUGCCGCUGUCAGGGCUCUGGUAUGGAACAUUCACCACCACAAAGUCUUCAUCUCCUGCUCAGUGGACUGGACUGUCAAAGUCUGGUUCCAGUAUCAUUUAUCUCCGCUGGUGGUGCUAGACCUGGGUGGGGCGGUGGCUGAGGUGACCUGGUCACCAUAUAGCAGCAGCGUCUUCGUGGCCGUUACGGACGAAGGUCGUGUGCACGUCUACGACCUCUUCCUGCGCAAGUGUCGCCCACUGUGUGUGCAGAGUCUUGUGCAGCGACGGCGUGUUUCAGCAACUUGCGUGGCCUUCAACCCCUUCUAUCCCAUCAUCCUUGUGGGGGGAGAGAAGUGA